AUGGAGCCCGAGGGCCCCGAGAGUGAUAGCAGGGAGUCUCUCCCCAUUCGGCGCGCAAUUGUCUGUCGCACCACAGGCGCUGGUCAAAAGCCUCGCGAGCCACGGAGACGAGUCCUAAUUUCCGAUCAAUAUGAAAAGAAAAUUGAUUUGAUCGAAGAUCGCCUGUCCAGCAUCGAACAAGUCCUCCGUGACGUGAAGGCCACUGUUACCUCCAGUACUCCUGCCGAGACCUGCUUCCAUGCAACGCCAGAUUCAAGACAGAUGACUUCGUCUGCUUCUGGACUUGCGUCUGACGUCAACGCCGCACUAGACGAACACGAGUCUGGCCCUGCGUUCGAGGGUAAUUCAUCUCUUGCAGCCCAUUCCGCCUAUGCGAGUCAGUUUCUCGAGACAGCAGUCUCACGCAGCGCGUUGCAACUAUCCAGCCCAACGAUCAACACCGCCCUUUCAACGCUCAAGCAGCUUGUCAACAUGCAGGAUCAUCAGGCCCAUCCUUCUUCACGCGACGUUCGCUUCCCCAACCAGAAAGCUAUACCGAGAUCAGGACUGCGGAAUCUGAACCUGCCUCCUGUACAGGUUGUCUUGCCGCUGUUGCGCCAUGUAAAAGAGGAACAUGCAACCACCUUGCUAGGGUUCUUCCCUUUUAUCACACCAGACAGUCUUUUUGAGAAGUGCCGCCAGGUGUACUUUGCCACCGAGGAAUACUCCGACGCUACGUUUAUCGUGGUGAAUGCAUGCUUGGUGUAUCUCUUUGGUGAAAUUAGCUUUUCCGAAAGUGAUACCACAAAGCGAGAAAUGUAUGAUAAAUACCACAACCUUUGUCGGGUUAACCUGGAGACAGGUCUAGCGAACCUGAAUCUUCUGACGCCCGCCACAAUGGAUUCUAUAGAAGCGCUUAGCAUGGGUGCUCUCCACGCUAUUGAGACUUCGAAACCCUCCUUAGGUUUGGCGUUGGCAUCAACUGCAUUCCGGCUAUGCCAGACGCUCGGUUAUCAUCGAGCUUCCUCAAUGGAGAAUGACAGUUUCACCGUGAGGCAAAAUAAGCGCCGUCUAUUUUGGUCAGUUUAUGUCACAGAGAAAGCCCUUUCGCUGCGGCUCGGCCGCGCCUCAUCCAUACAGGAUUAUGAUAUUUCAUUACCUGCAGAAGAUGGACUUCUUGGAGAUUUCGAGCCGUGGAGAACUAUCUAUCCGCUGUGGAUUAAUCUGGCCAGAAUACAGGGUAAAGUGUAUGAGAUGCUCUACAGCCCUGCAGCCCUGCGUAAACCUGCAAACGAAAGGGCAUCACAUGCCCGUCAGUUGGCAGCAGAGAUGCAAAUGAGCGUUGAAGAGCCAUUUAAGAAGGCUAGCCCCAAAUUCUCGAAUAUCUCUCCGCUUGACGAAAUUUAUCUCAUGUCGGAUGAGGUCUGCCGCCUCUCUGUGUUGACCCUAAUAUACAGAGCUAUCCCUGCGGCUGAAGAUAGUCGCAGCACAUUCAUAGACGAAUGCAUCGAGACAGCACGAGUGACGCUGGAACUACACCAAAGUUGCAUGACGAUGAUGGAGGAAGGUAACCGAAGUAAUGCAGUCAAGUGUUCCUACCUACACUGGACGGUAAUGUACUCGCCAUUCGUGCCGUUUAUAGUGCUGUUUUGCCAUGUUAUCGAAUCAAUGUCCUAUUCAGACCUGGUACGACUGGAAGACUUUGUCAAUUCGCUCCAGCCCAACUGUUCAUCAUCGGAGGCUAUUGCGAAAAUGCAUCGGCUCUGCCAGGUCCUCAGCAACGUUGCGAGACUAUAUGUCGAGGCAAAGGCGCAGGCUCAAACGCAAGAGAACGAAGAUCUGGCGUCUGUGGGCCAAGAAUUCGAUGUUUAUCUUAGUGCUCUUGGCUUGGCGCCUACACAGCCCGAAGGUGGUGAUGUUCGAUGGAAUGGCCCUAUUCCUGCGCCGGGACCGAUCCCCCAAGGCUUGGGCGAAGGAGCUGAAGGCCAAGCAUGCCCGAACACUAUGCCCCCGACUACAUUGGGCAGCUGGUUCUCGGGAAAUCAACAUAUGUUAGGACUUUUAGAGGAGGAUCUAUCACUUUUUGAUCCUUCUGCAUGGUCUUGA
Messenger RNA from Aspergillus nomiae NRRL 13137, 2085 nucleotides. RefSeq names its product putative C6 transcription factor. NCBI's taxonomy places the organism in Eukaryota, Fungi, Ascomycota, Eurotiomycetes, Eurotiales, Aspergillaceae. The record is from RefSeq and is a predicted model, not a curated record. The transcript has 7 exons. The coding region runs from base 1 to 2085 and encodes 694 amino acids. Gene Ontology annotation, biological process: DNA-templated transcription. Gene Ontology annotation, molecular function: DNA binding; zinc ion binding.